UCCCUGAAGCGACGCCAUUGUUCUCUUUGCGUUUCCUUCCUCUUCCUCUCCCUCUCUGUCUUCUCACACUGCUCCUCUGCUUCGCUUUUUCUGCGCCUCAGAGUGCGGCAAUUACCUGCUCCUUCGUCAUGAAGAUCUCCGUGAAGACGCUCAAGGGGAACCAUUUCGAUCUGGAAGUUAGUCCCGCGGAUACGGUCUUGAAUGUUAAGAGACAGAUAGAAGAUUCACAGGGCAAGGAAUCAUUUCCUUGUUCGCAGCAACUCCUUAUCCAUCAAGGCAAGGUGUUGAAAGAUGAAACCACUAUGGAGGAAAAUAAAGUUUCGGAGAACGGCUUUGUUGUCGUCAUGUUGACAAAGGCGAAAACUGGGGCUGGUGCUUCUCCCCCAUCUUCUUCAGGAACCACCCAGGCACCUGCUCCCGUGGCCGCUGCUACCCCUCCUGCACCUGCGCGGAGUCCUGCCACUCCAUCACCUCCGACCCCGGCCACACCUGCUCCUACGUCUGCACCAGCAACUACCACUGGCCUAUCAGCUCCCGCUUCAACUUACGGACAGGCUGCCUCUAAUCUCGUUGCUGGGAAUGUUCUGGAGACCACCGUACAACAGAUUAUGGAUAUGGGUGGGGGUAGCUGGGAUCGUGACACUGUAGUGCGUGCAUUACGUGCUGCAUUCAACAAUCCCGAGCGAGCUGUGGAGUACUUAUAUUCUGGUAUCCCGGAAUCAGCUGAGAUGCGACCUGUUGGGGGCCGAUCACCAGCAGUAGCAGGAGUUCCAGCCGCAACCCCUGCUGCUCCAGCUCAAGCAGCUCCUGCGGGGGGACCAAAUGCGGCUCCCCUUGACCUCUUUCCUCAGGGUAUGCCUGGCAUGGCUGGAGGAGGUGGUGCCGGAGCUUUGGACUUCUUAAGAAAUAACCCACAGUUUCAAGCCUUGAGGACAAUGGUUCAAGCAAAUCCUCAGAUUCUUCAGCCCAUGCUGCAGGAGUUGGGCAAGCAGAAUCCUGCUCUUCUGCGUCUUAUCAAUGACAAUCAAGCGGAAUUCUUGCGUCUAAUCAAUGAAGCUGGUGCCGAAGGUGCUGAAGGGGAUAUCCUAGGACAACUAGCUGGAGCCAUGCCACAAUCUAUAAAUGUCACACCCGAGGAGAGGGAAGCUAUUGAUCGGUUGGAAGGUAUGGGAUUCGAGAGAACUCUGGUUAUUGAGGCCUUCUUGGCAUGUGACAAGAAUGAGCAAUUGGCGGCUAACUAUUUAUUGGAGCAUGCUGGUGAUUAUGAAGAUGCUUGAGUGUUUUUUAAUUGGUGCACUACCCUCUGCAUACUUUUCAUUUCAGUCUGCGCACUUGUCUGAAUUCCGCUGCACACCAAGAUGAUCAUUAGCAUUCUUGGGAUGCUGUAUGCGAGUUCGAGGUUCAUGGCUUCUUAAGUCUGUAGUCCUUGAACGAGGACACGAAAUGUUGUUAUGCAGUGAGACAGUUGGGAAUUAGUAGAAUUGCUGGAUAUCCAGCAUCAUUUGUGAGCUGUUAUAUGCAGGCGGUUGGUUCUUGAACCUGUGAUGCAAAUUUUGAUAAAUUUUUAGGGGCUUGUAAUGUUAGGCUUCAUAUAGGAAGUUGAGCACAGGGACAGUGCAAUCACCAGAUAUUUUUACCAGAGCUAAUUUAGCGUAGGGUGAGCUUAUUUGGAAAUCUGUUAAUUUGAGCAUAACAUUGUUAAUCAUGGUAAUAAUGUGCUCUGGUAAGGUCUCUAUGUGUGUUUAAUCAGAUGUAGCUCAUCCUUUUAAUUCAGCUUAAUUGUGUUAUCUAUCAUUCACUUAAA
Physcomitrium patens is the source of this 1804-nucleotide messenger RNA. RefSeq names its product ubiquitin receptor RAD23b. Gene Ontology annotation, molecular function: proteasome binding; ubiquitin binding; polyubiquitin modification-dependent protein binding. Gene Ontology annotation, biological process: nucleotide-excision repair; proteasome-mediated ubiquitin-dependent protein catabolic process. Gene Ontology annotation, cellular component: cytosol; nucleoplasm. NCBI's taxonomy places the organism in Eukaryota, Viridiplantae, Streptophyta, Bryopsida, Funariales, Funariaceae. The record is from RefSeq and is a predicted model, not a curated record.